Vitis riparia (riverbank grape) is the source of this 821-nucleotide messenger RNA. RefSeq names its product photosystem II reaction center W protein, chloroplastic-like. Lineage: Eukaryota; Viridiplantae; Streptophyta; Magnoliopsida; Vitales; Vitaceae. The coding region runs from base 87 to 494 and encodes 135 amino acids. Gene Ontology annotation, cellular component: chloroplast; photosystem II. Gene Ontology annotation, biological process: photosynthesis. The record is from RefSeq and is a predicted model, not a curated record. The transcript has 2 exons.
CAAUUCCCCCACCCAUUUGAUGUGAUAAAUCUUCUCGUAACUCCUACUCUUACAUACUUGAUCCAUAUUUCUCAGACUGCAGAAAAAUGGCCACCAUUACAGCCAGCAACCCAGCUACAUCGCUUGUGCGUGCCAGUGUAGCGAGUAAAGGAUUCAAUGGGAUUUCAUCACCCGUCCUUGGCCUGCCAGCCAUGGCGAAGAAGGGACGAGUGCGGUGCAUGUCUGAGGAGAAGCCCUGUGGAAGCGACAUGGGGUCAAGCAUCAGCAUGGGGGCGUCGUUGAUGGCAGCUGCUGCUGCAGUGGCAGCGUCGGCAGGGCCAGCAAUGGCACUGGUGGAUGAGAGACUGAGCACGGAGGGGACAGGGCUGCCCUUUGGGUUGAGCAACAACCUUCUUGGGUGGAUACUUUUCGGUGUGUUUGGUUUGAUCUGGGCUCUCUACUUUACCUACACUGCCACCCUCGAGGAGGAUGACGAGUCUGGGAUGUCCCUGUGAGCGAAAGGACAAAGUUAAACUGAAGAGUGAAAGAGGGGUGCGUAGAGAGAAGAAAUGAAAGAAAAUGGUUUGUUAGAUCUUUGUAUUAAUUAUUGCUUAAGCCAUUUUCAUUUGGUGAAGCAUGUAUUUGAUUCAAAACCCUCUGUCUUUCUCUCUUAAUAUUUGUUUUAAUUAUUGUCGUUGAAGGCAUGUGCCAAUUUUGAGUAUAAUUGGUUCAAUUAGGCCAUUGAAGGCAUCUUCUUUAGCCGCAGGUCCAUUUCUAAGCCUAGUUAUGGAGGUCUGUAUCCGUACUCAUAGCCCUUGAUUCAAUUUUCAUACUCACAAGAA